AUGAAGAUCCCGGGAAGUGUGAAAGAUGUCCAAAGGUUAGCGAGCAUACUCACCGCGCUAUCCCGUUUCCUCGGCGCCUCGGCAGCCAAAGCCCUACCUUUCUUUAACUUAAUGAAGAAGGGGAUCACAUUCGAAUGGACCCCGGCAUGUGAAGAGGCUUUCAAACAAUUCAAAGAAAUAGUCUCGUCACCACCCGUCCUUGCGAGGCCUAAGAAGGGAGAAGCGUUGUACUUGUACUUGGCAGUAACUGACGAGGCCUUGGCGACGGUCUUGGUGCGAGAAGAGGGGAAGACCCAGCAACCGAUAUAUUUUGUGAGUAAAGCACUGCAAGGAGCAGAGCUAAGAUAUAGCAAGUUGGAGAAAGUGGCAUAUGCGCUCCUGACAUCGUCGCGCAGAUUGCGGCAGUACUUUCAAGGACACCAGGCACGCAAUCAAGGCUCAAGCAUGGCUGACUUCCUGGUAGAAGUGACAGGGGACUGUGCCGAGACACCGAGCACACGGUGGAAGCUCCAUGUUGACGGAGCAUCCAACCAAACGUUCGGGGGAGCAGAAAUCAUCUUGAAGAACCCAGCUGGAGUUGUAUACGAGCAGUCAGUCAAAUUUGAUUUCCCAGUGUCAAACAAUCAAGCAGAGUAUGAGGCCCUACUGGGCGGCUUAGCUUUAGCAAGAGAGGUCGCAGCCACCAGACUGGAAGUAUGUAGCGACUCGCAGGUCAUAACUUCUCAGAUCAAUGGGGCCUACCAAGCCAGAGACUCGUUAUUACAGAAGUAUCUGGAGAAAGUCAAAGAGAUGAGCAAGCAAUUUGAGGAGGUUACGAUCCAACACGUUCUGAGAGAAAUGAACACACGGGCAGACCUCCUGUCCAAACUAGCGAGCACUAAACCAAGGACUGGCAACCGGUCUCUCAUUCAAGGUUUGAUAAAAGAACCAACGGUGGUCUUACAUCUAACCCAGUCAGAACCCUCUUGGAUGGACCCGAUCAUCGACUUCUUGGAAAAGGUCAAGCUUUCCAGCGAUGAGAAGGCGGCCAAAACAAUAAGGCGAGAAGCGGCCAAGUAUGCAAUCAUACAGGGCCAAUUGUUCAAAAAAGGGCUUAGCCAACCAUUGCUGAAAUGCCUACGCCCCGACCAAACGGAAUAUGUCCUCCGGGAAGUCCACGAAGGAUGUUGUGGUCACCACAUCGGAGGGAAGGCCUUAGCUAGGAAGCUUAUCAAAGCCGGAUAUUACUGGCCCUCCAUGAUGGCAGAUUCUAAGGAAUUUGUGAGAAGGUGCAAGAGAUGCCAGGAAAACUCUAACUUCCACAAAGCGCCAGCAACUAAACUCAGUCUUCUCACAGCUUCCCGACCUUUCUCGCAAUGGGGAAUUGACCUACUAGGACCCUUCCCGGUCGGGCCAGCACAGGUCAAGUACCUGAUAGUGGCAAUUGAUUAUUAUACCAAGUGGGUAGAGGCAGAGCCGUUGGCCAGCAUAUCCUCAGCCAAUUGUCGAAAGUUCAUGUGGAGGCACGUAAUAGCAAGAUUCGAAAUCCCAGAAGUCAUCAUCUCGGAUAACGGGACUCAGUUCACUGAUAAAAAAUUCGGAAAAUUCUUGGCCGGCUUGGGCAUAAAGCAAAAGUUCUCGUCAGUUGAGCAUCCCCAAACCAACAGACAAGUAGAGGCCGCGAACAAGGUCAUCUUGCAAGGCAUCAAGAAGUGA
Molecule: messenger RNA, 1695 nt
Organism: Arachis ipaensis
Lineage: Eukaryota; Viridiplantae; Streptophyta; Magnoliopsida; Fabales; Fabaceae
Source: RefSeq, a predicted model, not a curated record